This is a messenger RNA of Eubalaena glacialis (North Atlantic right whale), 1690 nucleotides long. RefSeq names its product transmembrane protein 127 (gene TMEM127). Gene Ontology annotation, biological process: negative regulation of TOR signaling; negative regulation of cell population proliferation. The record is from RefSeq and is a predicted model, not a curated record. Gene Ontology annotation, cellular component: membrane. The transcript has 4 exons. Bases 223 to 939 code for a protein of 238 amino acids. NCBI's taxonomy places the organism in Eukaryota, Metazoa, Chordata, Mammalia, Artiodactyla, Balaenidae.
GGCAGAGGUGGAGGAAGCCGGAAGUGGAUCGGGCCCGGUUUGGUUCGGGCGUUGCGGGUUUGGGGCCUGGGAUCGCUCGGACCCGGGCAGCUGAGGAGCCCGUGACGGGACGGAACGACGCCAUCCCGGCACUGAGGCCUGCUGACUGGCAGGCUCUGUGCGCUCGGCGGAGGUCGGCGGCGACCAGCAGCGACCGCGGAGCGACGGCGGGCGGCCCCGGGCAUGUACGCCCCCGGAGGCGCAGGGCUGCCUGGCGGGCGCCGGCGGAGGAACCCGGGAGGCAGCGCUCUGCCCAAGCAGCCGGAGCGUAGCCUGGCCUCGGCCCUGCCGGGUGCCCUGUCCAUCACCGCGCUGUGCACUGCCCUCGCCGAGCCUGCCUGGCUGCACAUCCACGGUGGCACCUGUUCCCGCCAGGAGCUGGGGGUCUCCGACGUGCUGGGCUCCGUGCACCCGGACCUGCUGAAAGAUUUCUGCAUGAAUCCCCAGACGGUCCUGCUCCUGCGGGUCAUCGCCGCCUUCUGCUUCCUGGGCAUCCUGUGUAGUCUCUCCGCCUUCCUUCUGGAUGUCUUUGGGCCCAAGCAUCCAGCCCUGAAGAUCACCCGUCGCUAUGCCUUCGCCCACAUCCUCACAGUCCUGCAGUGUGCCACCGUCAUCGGUUUUUCUUACUGGGCUUCCGAACUCAUCCUGGCCCAGCAGCAGCAACAUAAGAAGUACCACGGUUCCCAGGUUUAUGUCACCUUUGCUGUUAGCUUCUACCUGGUGGCAGGCGCGGGCGGGGCCUCAAUCCUGGCCACAGCAGCCAACCUCCUGCGCCACUACCCCACGGAGGAAGAGGAGCAGGCGCUGGAGCUGCUCUCGGAGAUGGAGGAGAACGAGCCCUACCCGGCGGAGUACGAGGUCAUCAACCAGUUCCAGCCGCCCCCGGCCUACACACCCUAGUGCCAGCCGUGGGCCCUCCUCCUUGGCAGCCCUCCCCACUCUGCAGCGCCCUCCACACCCAGAGGUGCUCCUUUCCCCAGCAGGCCUCACCAGGAGGAUCCUGACCAUCUUCACCAACCUUCCCCGGGAGAGACUCUGCCUUUAGCGUUGUUCAUGGAUCCCCACUCUCAAAACCUGGGGUUCACUGGUUUUAGAUAAUGGCACUGUUUCCCUUCUUUCCACCCCCCUCUCGUUCCACGGUCACUCGUCAUUACCAACCAGGGAUGGUCGUACACGUUUUCCCCCUUCGUGGGCCCUAUCUCUGAGACUGAGACUUUCCUUGGGGAGCUGUUGACAGUGGACGGUCCCCGCUAGAAGAAGCGUCCACGGGGCCCAAAGGAAAGGGGACCGUGCCCUGUGGGCUCGCCUCAUAGCUGUCCACGUGUGCCCCACAGCGUAGCUCUGGGCUGAGCCCUGCCCCUGCCCCUUCUGGGAGUGCCCAGUACCGGGCUGCCCGCUCUGUGGAAUUCUCUGCACUUUAGUCUUUGGACUGCCUGUCACGUGUGUUCUGGUUCUGCAGGGAGAAGGGGUGGCUGCUGGGAAGCAGAGCACGUGCUCUCCCCGACCCGUCCCUGCCUGGUGGCCGGCGCCCCGGCGUGAGCCUGAGGCCCCCCGGAAAGGAUCAGUGUGAAGGGGGCCAAAUCUCCCCAGCCCUGUCACCUUUUCAAAUGUGAGUGGUUUUAAAAGGGAAAAACAAAACUGAGCAACAACA